CCUUUGCUUAGAGAACAGUGCAACGGUGAGAGUGGAUCACUUAGUGACAACAUUAGUCGAGGAAAGAUUCCCUCAUCGGAAAACUGGUACUAAUGGGAAGGGCCAUCAGUCUCACACUUGAUUGUGACUGUAUCAACAUUUUGCCUUACCUCUAUCACAGAGUUAACCAUCAGGAAACAUUGGCUCAGUUCAAUCGUUCCCUGGCCACAGAACCAGGAGCCUCUGGGCCCACGAGGCGACGUAUGGGCUCUAUCUCUACACGGCGUAGCUCCAAAGACCAGGCCCACCACAGGCCACUGCACCUCAGGGGUGUGACGGGCCCCUCAUCUGAGUCAUCUUUCCUGAGCCCCAAUGUGACCAAUUCUCACGUUUCCAUUGGUAAGCGGUUCUCCUUUGGGGGAUGGCAGCAGGGAGGCAGAGUGAGCUUUUCUGGACUGUACCUCCACCAACCCAUCCGGGAGAUCUAUAUGGAGAACACCUACAGAAUGGGACCAGAACCAGGGAGCCACUUCAGUGCCAGCAGAACUCAGCAGAUCCUAAAGGCUACAUUGGACAGUUAUUUGGAUGGCAUAUGCUACAAUCCUGAAAGUAGUAGCCAGCUCUGUCAAAUGUUGGCAGAUCUAGUGCUUAGUAAGCUGAAAGAUGACAACCCGCCCCGCUAUAAACUUGUGUGUCAGGUAGUGGUUGGGCAGAGCAGUAAACAAGGAAUAAGGAUUGCCAGCCGUAGCUUGAUCAACUCCAACACUGACAGCUACACAUCUGCUGUUUUCCAAAACCACUCAAUAUUUGCUGUGGCUAUAGUACAUGGUGUGUAUUGUGAAUGAGGGUACUAAUAACCACCAAUCAAAAUCCAUAAUUAGGUUUUCAACACAUUUAAACAAUGAUUUUCUAUGAUUUUUACAGUUGUUCAUGAUAACUGGAUAUUCAUUUAAAAAAUUUUUUUAUAAAGAUUGCACACAAAAAGCUUUCUAGACAGUAUAUAUAUAUAUAUAUAUAUAUACACACAGUGCUGGUAGUAGUGAAUUACAUGUAAUCUGGAUUAUGUAAUCAGAUUACAAAAAUCAAGUACUCAAUUAAAUUAAAUUACAUUUUAAUAUACUCACAUUUAGAUUAGUUACUUUUUUUAAUAGAUUACAUAUUAAUUUAUUGAUCGCUCUAAUUCUUCUUUUUUCAAUUUUUUUGCAUACAGCUGAUAAAUGUUUAUUAAGUCUUUAAGUGUUUUCGAAUGGAGUGGAAUUGCACACACAGACCUGAUACUAGCCAUCAGCCAUAAUUCAGGGUUGCUGCAGAGUUUUUAAAGUCAAAUUUAAGACUUUAAGAUCUUUUUUCAGUCCUGAACAAAUAAAAAUAAAAUUGCAUGUCCAUACCACAACCAACACAAACUCAAAAUAAUUUAUCACAUAUUAUUUUACUUAAACAGGCUGAGGCACACAUUCAACACAGCCUUCCCACCUUAUCAGCAUAACAGAGUAUCUGCAAGUUUAAAAUCCUCUGCAAAUUAGAGGUCGACCAAUAUUGGAUUGUGCGGAUGCGGUUAUGUUUUGAAAUAAAUACAUUUACAGUAAUUCGCUUUUGUGACAAAUUCUGAGAUGUUUAUUCACAGAUAACUGAUCUGAUCGGUUACCACACAUGGAUGCUGUUUGUUAUGCCAAAAUCAAAGUGAGAACAUUUUAAGUGCCUAUUUAUCUAUAUUUUGAUCCAUUAAGCUUUAUUUUUUAUACAUUUAAGCAACUACAUGUCUAAAUGGUACACACUUAGACUAAAAUGCAACAAAAAUCAGGUUAGUAAUUCAAAAGCAUUCAGAUUAGAUUGCUUUAAAAAUGUGAUCCAAGAGAUUACAUUACUGACUACAGUUUAAGUAAUGUGGUACUGUUACAAGUUACAAUUCAGAAGCAAUCUACCCAGAACUGUGUAUACAGUAUACUUUGUAAAGAGCAGAUCACUAGAAAAAAAAAUUAUAUUCACUUUUCAAAUUUCAAUGUCUCUGAUUUUUUUCCAUGACUUUCCAAGUCACUCAUGAUUACUUUAGAAUGAUUUUGAAAAAGCUGAUAACUACAAAAACAUAGAAAAUUCCAUGACU
Messenger RNA from Myxocyprinus asiaticus (Chinese sucker), 2080 nucleotides. RefSeq names its product dynein light chain Tctex-type 4-like. The transcript has 3 exons. The record is from RefSeq and is a predicted model, not a curated record. The coding region runs from base 93 to 824 and encodes 243 amino acids. Gene Ontology annotation, biological process: microtubule-based movement. Gene Ontology annotation, molecular function: dynein intermediate chain binding. Gene Ontology annotation, cellular component: cytoplasm; cytoplasmic dynein complex. NCBI's taxonomy places the organism in Eukaryota, Metazoa, Chordata, Actinopteri, Cypriniformes, Catostomidae.